Messenger RNA from Scomber scombrus (Atlantic mackerel), 1387 nucleotides. RefSeq names its product hexokinase-4-like. Gene Ontology annotation, biological process: glycolytic process; glucose 6-phosphate metabolic process; intracellular glucose homeostasis. The record is from RefSeq and is a predicted model, not a curated record. Gene Ontology annotation, molecular function: D-glucose binding; fructokinase activity; glucokinase activity. NCBI's taxonomy places the organism in Eukaryota, Metazoa, Chordata, Actinopteri, Scombriformes, Scombridae. Gene Ontology annotation, cellular component: mitochondrion; cytosol.
AUUGUUUCAGACUUAGUUGUCACACUUUUUCUUUUUCAUUGAGGAAGUUGUCUUGUCUCAGUUUGAGCAGAAAGGACGCAAAGAUGAGCGGAACAUUGGAAAACGGUGAGAGCGCCACACAGAUUUCUAAAAAGGCCAAAAUUAGCGACCAUCUGGACGGCAUUCCCCCGGAGACUCUCAGUAAGCUGCAAAAGGAUCUGGACGGGUUCGAUCUGCCUCGGGAGAAGCUGCAGGUCAUCAUGUCUCUGCUGAAGAAGGACGUGAAUCGAGGUUUAGGGAAACACAGUCAUCACCGAGCGCCGGUGAAGAUGCUGCCGACGUUCGUCAGGGCAACGCCGGACGGGACGGAGAAAGGCGACUUCCUGGCGUUGGAUCUGGGAGGAACAAACUUCCGGGUGCUUCAUGUCCGAGUUUUGGAAGAGGAGCAGAAGAUGGUGAAGAUGGACAGUCAGAUCUGUGCCAUCCCGCAGGAGAUCAUGACGGGAACCGGAGAACAGCUGUUCGACCACAUCGCCGCCUGUCUCGCUGAAUUCCUCGACUCUCAGAACCUGAAGGGACACACUCUUCCUCUGGGCUUCACCUUCUCCUUCCCCUGCGAACAGAAAGAAAUAGACAAGAGCAUCCUGAUCCGCUGGACCAAAGGCUUCAACUGCUCCGGUGUUGAGGGAGAAGACGUGGUGAAGCUACUGAGAGAAGCCAUUCACAGGAGAGGAGACUAUGACAUCGGCUCUGUUGCCAUGGUGAACGACACCGUUGGCACGAUGAUGAGCUGCGGCUACAGGGACCAGAGCUGUGAGAUCGGCAUGAUCAUCGGUACGGGAACCAACGCCUGCUACAUGGAGGAGAUGAAGAACGUGAAGCGAGUGGAGGGCGAGGACGGGCGGAUGUGCAUCAACACGGAGUGGGGCGGCUUCGGAGACGACGGCUCCCUCAAACACAUCCUGACCGAGUUUGACGUUGAGGUCGACAAAACGUCCAUCAACCCCGGAGUCCACACGUUCGAGAAGAUGAUCAGCGGCAUGUAUUUGGGAGAAAUCGCUCGGCUGCUGCUGGUGAAGCUGACGAAGGACCAGCUGCUGUUUAAGGGGAAAACGUCGGAGGCGCUGCUGACACCGGGAAGCUUCGAGACCAGAUUCAUCUCUGAGAUCGAGGAGGAGGAGAGCGGUCUGAAAAACACCGAGACCAUUCUGACCCAGUUGGGUUUGACGUGGGAUUCGGUGGACGUCCGCGUGGUGCGUGUGGUCUGCGACACGAUCUCCUCGCGAUCUGCCCGCCUCUGCGCCGCCGCCCUGGCGACCCUCGUCAACCGUAUCCGUGUCAACCGUGGGAGGGGACACCUGAAGACCACUGUGGGCGUCGAUGGGACCGUUUACAGGAAACACCCGAA